Molecule: messenger RNA, 2325 nt
Organism: Drosophila busckii
Lineage: Eukaryota; Metazoa; Arthropoda; Insecta; Diptera; Drosophilidae
Product: protein brown
Exons: 4
Coding region: 270-2264 (664 amino acids)
Cellular component (GO): plasma membrane
Molecular function (GO): ATP hydrolysis activity; ABC-type transporter activity; ATP binding
Source: RefSeq, a predicted model, not a curated record
UAACUACACAGUUGACGUGUUGUCGUUGCGCUGAAUGGUUGUGGCCUACGGAUCGCGACAGUUUUCCCAGUGAUUAUAGCCAAAGCACAGAUUUAAGGUUUCCCACUUGUGAAGUGAAAGCAAAGAAAAAUAAAGCGGGUGAAUGAAACGCUUGUAGCGAUAAGAUAAGAGAUAAAAUAUGUGAUAAAUCUUUUAAGACGAGAAUAAGUUGUCACGUUGUCUAUUUGGAAUACCACGUGUGAUCGCAGCGUGCAUUGAACUCCUACAGCAUGCACAAAGAGAGCAAUGGCCAGCAAGGGCUGUGCCUGGAAUGGAAGCAGCUUAACUACUAUGUGCCCGCCCAGGAGCAGAGCAAUUAUAGCUUUUGGCAGGGCUGCCGCAAGAAGCGGGAGCUACAGAUACUACACGAUGUUAGCGGUCACCUCAAGACCGGCGACCUCAUCGCCAUUUUGGGUGGCUCGGGCGCGGGCAAAACCACGCUGCUGGCAGCGAUUUCGCAACGACUGCGUGGUAACCUAACCGGCGAUGUGGUUUUAAACGGCGUGGCCAUGGAGCGGGAUCAUAUGACACGCAUUUCCAGCUUUCUGCCGCAGUUCGAGAUCAAUGUUAAGACCUUUACCGCUCACGAGCAUCUCUACUUCAUGUCCCACUUCAAGAUGCAUCGACGCACAAGCGCCGCCGAGAAGCGUCAACGUGUGGCGGAUCUGCUCCAUGCUGUGGGUCUACGCGAUUCAGCGCAUACGCGAAUUCAACAAUUGUCGGGAGGCGAGCGCAAGCGUCUGAGUCUGGCCGAGGAGCUUAUUACAGAUCCCAUUUUUCUGUUUUGCGAUGAACCCACCACAGGCUUGGAUAGCUUUAGUGCUUAUUCGGUCAUCAAGACGCUGCGGCAUCUGGUGACCAGGAGACGCAUCAAUAAGCACUCGCUAACGCAGGUCUAUGGCGAGGAUUCCUUUACGACGCCCAGUAGCAGUAGCAGAGGCAGCAGCGACAGCAACUCCAUUGAAAUGGAAAUUGUAGACAAGUCGCACGAGAGUUUGCUGGAGCUGCCCGCGCUGCAGCUGGUGCAGAGCAGCGCCAAUGGCAGGCAUAAGAAGGCGGCCAUCUGCUCCAUACAUCAACCCACCUCGGAUAUCUUUGAGCUCUUCACGCACAUAAUACUGAUGGAUGGUGGUCGCAUUAUCUAUCAAGGACGCACCGAGCAGGCGGCCAAAUUCUUUACCAACUUGGGUUUCCAUUUGCCGCUUAACUGCAACCCUGCCGACUUUUAUCUGAAGACGCUGGUAGACAAGUCCACGCCCUCCAGCGAGCUGCUACGCGUCAAGUACGAGCACGACACGGAUGGACUCUAUAGCGGCAGCUGGUUGCUGGAGCGCACCUACGGCGGAGACUAUCUCAAGCAUGUGGAUAAUUUCAAAAAGAUACGCUGGCUGUACCAGGUCUAUCUGCUGGUUCUGCGUUUCAUGACUGAGGAUCUGCGCAAUAUACGGGACGGCCUCAUUGGCUUUGGCUUUUUCAUGAUAACUUCUGUGACGCUUUCGCUGCUUUACUCUGGCGUUGGAGGCUUGACGCAGCGCACUGUACAGGAUGUGGGCGGCUCCAUCUUUAUGCUCAGCACUGAGAUCAUUUUUACCUUCAGCUAUGGUGUUGCUUAUGUAUUUCCAGCUGCGCUGCCCAUCAUACGCCGCGAAGUGGGCGAGGGCACCUACAGUCUGUCCGCCUAUUAUGUUGCCCUGAUGCUCUCUUUCGUGCCCGUGGUCUUCUUCAAGAGCUUUGCCUUUCUCUCCGUCAUCUACGCUUCCAUUUAUUACACGCGCGGCUUUCUCUUGUUCCUGUACAUGGGCUUUCUCUUGAGUCUGGCCGGCAUUGCGGGUGUGGGCUAUGGUGUGUUUCUCUCCAGUCUCUUCGAGAAUGACAGAUUGGCCUCGGAGUGUGCCGCUCCAUUUGAUCUGGUGUUCCUCAUCUUUGGUGGCUCCUAUAUGAAUGUGGACUCCAUACCGCUGAUCAAGUAUAUUUCGCUUUUCUUUUACUCCAACGAAGCGCUCAUGUACAAAUUUUGGAUCGACAUCGAUAAAAUAGAUUGCCCCACAAAUGAAACUCAUCCAUGCUUCAAGAACGGAACCGAGGUGCUGCAGCAGGGCUCCUAUCGCACCGCCGACUACACCUACUGGCUGGACUGCGUCAGUUUGAUGGCAGUUGCGUUGGCGUUUCACUUUGUUUCAUUCUUUCUGCUGCGUCGUUAUGUGAAUCGUAGUGGUUACUAUUAGGCAGUUUAUUUAAUUACUAAGUUUUUUGGGUUUACAGUGUGUUUUACAAUCUUAAAAAAAU